AUGUCAAGAAGAACAACAUCCCCCGAUGGCACACCAUCCUAUAAACCUUCCUCUACCAUACAAGUAACCUUUGAAGGAAGAAAUCUUCCCGAUUAUAUUACCCUAUUUUAUUGUUCCCGUCCCGUAGAAAUGUACACAUUUCCCGUGACCCAAUGUUACAAUUGCUGUAGAUUUGGGCACAUUACCAAAAAUUGUAAAAGCUCUCCACGAUGUGCCAAAUGUUCCGAAGACCACCAAUCAUUGAAUUGCACUAAAGAUGACAGCUUACCUAAAAUAUGCAUUAGUUGCAAUGGUGACCACUCUGCUACCUAUAAGAACUGCCCAGAGUAUAAAAGGCAAGUUGCCAUCAAAAAAAUUAUGGCCUCAGAUGGCUUAACAUAUUUUGAAGCCAGUGGUAAAGUACCUAAAAUCUUAAGCAAUGUAACCCUUCCUAAUCCUAUUAAUGUGUCGUCUACCCCGCAACAAUUUCCUUUGCUGUCGUAUAAUUCUUCUCCAAUCGCCACAACGACUAGACAAACAAUUCGACGGACGUACUCUAAGGCUACUACUUCACCAACUACCGCCCCUGUUCCUAAGAAACGAAAAGACUCCACUCCCCUUACAAAUCCUAUUGCGGCCCAAAUUGAUAAUUUGUUGAUUAACCCCAACGAUCCGACUAUUAAAACAAACAUUGUACAAACUAUUAUAAAUAAAAUCACUAAUGGAUCAGGUGUCCCAAGAACUCAAACUGCUUCAAUGGAACAUCCGAAGCAUCAAUCAAAAUAA
Chrysoperla carnea is the source of this 765-nucleotide messenger RNA. RefSeq lists its product as uncharacterized. The record is from RefSeq and is a predicted model, not a curated record. Gene Ontology annotation, molecular function: nucleic acid binding; zinc ion binding. Bases 1 to 765 code for a protein of 254 amino acids. The transcript has 2 exons. NCBI's taxonomy places the organism in Eukaryota, Metazoa, Arthropoda, Insecta, Neuroptera, Chrysopidae.